Messenger RNA from Syngnathus typhle (broad-nosed pipefish), 6548 nucleotides. RefSeq names its product homeobox C9a (gene hoxc9a). Gene Ontology annotation, molecular function: DNA-binding transcription factor activity, RNA polymerase II-specific; RNA polymerase II cis-regulatory region sequence-specific DNA binding. Gene Ontology annotation, cellular component: nucleus. The coding region runs from base 5106 to 5951 and encodes 281 amino acids. The transcript is spliced from 2 exons. The record is from RefSeq and is a predicted model, not a curated record. Lineage: Eukaryota; Metazoa; Chordata; Actinopteri; Syngnathiformes; Syngnathidae. Gene Ontology annotation, biological process: anterior/posterior pattern specification; DNA-templated transcription; regulation of transcription by RNA polymerase II.
UUCUCUCGGCGGGUGAUGGCUGUCUGACAGCUUGACGAUGAUGGACGAACGUGUGUGUGUGUGUGCUGGCGAGCAGGAAGAUUGAGCGUGCACGCUCGGGAGUGACUGCAUGGCGGCUGUUGUGUGUGUGUGUGUGUGUGUGUCAUGCGGAAAGCAAGGUAGCUGCUGCUGCUGCUGCUGCUUUGGCUGCUGCUACGCCCUGGACGCCUGUCUGCUGUUGGGAUGCGUGAGCGAGGAAAGUAGCCGGGCCGGCAGACGGGCCGGCCGCCGGCCGGUUGUCUGCAGCCUCGUGUGCGCUGUCGCCUUUGUCUUUGUGCCACUGCCGUGUUCCCCCUCGUGGAUUUUUAUCACGCAGCUGAAGCGUGGUUUAGGUAGUUUCAUGUUGUUGGGGUUGGCUUCCUGACUCGGCAACAAGAAACUGCCUUGAUUACGUCAGUUCGUCUUCAUCAAGGGCACGAUUGCAAAAUGCAAGUGGGGAAGGAAUAUCGAGUGUGUGAGUGUGUGUGUGUGCGCGUGUGUGUGCGGAGACAAUUGCUUCCCUUGCUGCCGCUUUGUUGCAUAGUAGAGAGACAAGUUGUAAACAAAAAGCAUCCGCCAUUGAUGGACGGCUACUCGGACGGGGCUGGAUGUUUCAAAUCAAUAAUCUGUCUGAGGCUUUUCUCAUGUCAUAUUGGUGGCAGAAGUCACGCAGAAUUGCAACAGUGGGCUUGUUGGAGGACUUGGCCGUCAACACUCUCGUGUUAAACUCCUGACAGUAGUUCAGCAUUUUUCCCUUUCCAAAUCUGAAUGUAAAAAAAAAAAAAAAAAAAAGAUUUUUUUUCAUAUAUUUCAAAAUAUGCUUUUUUUUCACUUUUCUUAUUAGCACUUUUUAAUCGCUGUUGUUUUUAGCUAUUGUAAAGCACUUUGGCUAUUGUAAAGGGCUAUAUAAAUAAAAUUUGGUUGAUUAAAAUGAAAAGAUGCAGUUGUAUAGCCGAGGAUGCAUGCUAAAAUAAGAAAAUUCUAGAUGCAUGAUCAUUUCCCAUGUAGCAAGUAAAUCUAAAAGUAAGACAAUCAUUAAAAAUGUUUCUGGAUAUUUAUCCUUAUUAUCAUACACAAUUUUGAUCAAAUAGUUCAUCCAAAGGAAUUAUUUUAGUUCACAAUACAUUUAAUUGAUAAAGUCUGCAGCUCAUCACAUGAGCACCAACUCUUGCAAACUAUCUUACAUAAAAUAGGAAGAGUGUUUAUGAAGCCAGGCCGAGCGUCCCAAAUAGUUUAUAGAACGAACAAUUGUUAUUUCAACCUUCAUAUUAUGGCAUCAUGUUGAUGGCACAAUCACGCUGGCCGCCGUCUGUUCUUAUCCCCUCAUGUGCUCGAAGUAAAGUUCUUGCAAGCUGAGGGACAUGCAGUCUGGAAUCCAAAGUCACUUACAUUCACUCGGCUCAAUGGGCGGCCGUCUUCUCGUGGAAUGCAAAACUCACAAAGACUUUUACGGCGCGCAAACAGGUCGCCCUAAAACCAUAUAAACAUAAAGCAGCCCUUUCUUUUCACUUUGUAGUGGUGCGCAGACAGGAAGCCAAGCCCCUCGGACGCUCACUUCUUCCUCGGGAUACCGCCGAGGUGUGACGGACGGCAACAAUAUGAUGCGCAACAAACUCACGUUCGCGCAAAAUGGACAACGCGUCUAAACAUUGCAGCGCGACGCAAUUAACGCACUUGUUCGCAGAUCUAAAGACAGGCGGAUAAAUGGACAGACAGACGGACAGACAGACAGGCAGAGAGACGGACAGACGGACAGACAGACAGACAGACCGGCCGACCCAAAUUUGACUCACUCACUCACUCACUCACUCACUCACUCACUCACUCACUCACUCACUCACUCACUCACUCACUCACGCACGCACGCACGCACGCACGCACGCACGCACGCACGCACUCACUCACUCACUCACUCACUCACUCACUCACUCACUCACUCACUCAAUACCACUCAUAAAUUAGCACUUGAUGAUAUUCAGUAAUGGAAACAUUUAACUUAAUGUUACUACAAUAAGUUAACUCUACUAGAGAUUCUUGAAUUAUCAACACUUGAAAAACAUUUACUAAAUUAGCUUGAGUGUUUCAAGGCAAUCGGUUUCCUAGAUCUGUUCAAGUAAAGCCCACUUAUCAUUUUUUUCAGUGUAAUCUCGGUGAAUAAUCGAAAUUUAUUCGUAACUUUAUUUUUCUCGGUUUGGACAAAAGUGGUUUGCUUGAUGCUAAGAUCAUCAAGAUUGACUUUCCAAAUGAGCGACAAAGCAGUGACUGGUCAGUCGAUUUGUGAUAGGGGCUUGCUCUUGAGUUCCUUCUGACCCUCAUGAAAACCCUACUUCACGUGAUGCAUGAAUGAGUCGCUCUCUUUAGUCCAAACUAUCAUUUGAGGACUUCAGUCUACUUGCAUGUGCUAAAAUAAUAAUAAUAAUAAUAAUAAUAAUAAUAAUAAUAAUAAUAAUAAUAAUAAUAAUAAUAAUAAUAAUAAUAAUAUUUUCUUUUCUUGGACGACGAGCACGGCAAUGCCAUGGCUUUCUCAUGCACGUUCCCCGCAUAAACGAGCAACAAGCAGCCCCUACUCAACUUGAGCACUAAUGAUUUCAACAUGAAAACAUUUCGUGUGGCAAUGAGAAUGCACCCAACAUGCAUGCAGCUUUGUGCGUUGUCACACACUGCUGCGAUCAAGUCGACUGAAUCCGAAUGAGGCCAAUCGUUUGCACUCUUUCCAUGAAGGGAGGCAAUGAAUGACAAAAUGAUGCUGAUACGGAUGAAUAUGCACAAUCGUUUCACGCGCGCGUGCACGCUCCAUUUAGGUUCUUGCGCACUGCAGUUGUUUGAGGAUAUAUUUGCAUUAGUCGAGUGAUUGCAGAGGCAGAUUCGUUGCAUUGUCUCGUUGUUUUCUGUCAUUUGGACGCUCGAUGACGAACGUUUCAUCAUGUUUGUAAUCGAAGCUUUUGUGCCUUGUAUAGCAAAUUGGAAUAUGAAAUAUCAUCCGCCCGCUUUCAGCAUUAAAUGAACGGCAGUAAUAGGAAGUAAAUUAUUUAAUUGCAGGAAAGCAAAAUAAGUGCACACUUAUUCCAUAUCGAUGUGUGAUUUAAAUUAAGGGGGAAAAAAGGCGUUCCAAAGUAUCGAGAUACGCGCGCAUCACUUUCCACUGAGGCUUAAUGGCAGCAGCAGAAUAAACAGACGUAGACCUUCAACCUGCCCAACCAUCGCCCUCCUCCCCUCUUCCAAAAAAAGAAAAAAAAAACUUUGAAACGAUUUUAGGAAAUUUAGAGCGGGGACAUCUGGUGAAACGUUUGACUUCACCUGUACGCUCAGCAGAAAUGCUGUCUGGCCUUUUUACAUUUCAUGCUUGAAUCUGAACUCCAUAAAACACGCGCACGCACAUACACGCACGCACACACAUGCACACGCGCACAAAAGAUUCUGCGGUUGCUUUUUUCCAAUAAAUGUUAGCCAAGUUCCCUCGCUGCUCAUCUUUAAAAGUCGUCUUAAAACACAUUAUCAUUUUCUUGACUCAACGCGGGACUUGCUUUUGGUUUUUAAGUAUUUUUUACAGUCUGUUGUUAUUAAUUUGUUGUAUUUGUUUUAUCACGUUGUGGUUUGACAGUGCUCUAGAAAUACAAUUGUCGAUCAUAUUCCCUCUUCUCAUCUUGCAUCAUUCCAGAUCGUAUCGUUUCACAUUUGUGAAGAUGCGACGGAAUUCAAUACACAACUGAAUUCAAAUCUGAAUUGCGCAUGUGGACAAGUGUUUAGCUAAAAAUAAAAUCCAAACAUGAUAUUUAAAGCCACCCUCCAUCCCCGAUUAUUUAGCUGCAUAUUGCCCGAAAAAAAUAUUUUGGGGUCCGAAGCUGAGCCUUCCCUUCCUCCACGUACGCAUGCACAAAAUAAUCUCAGAUCGUCUGCAAGCGGAGUGAAAGUUAAAAUUAAACUGAAUGACACCGUUAUUUUAAUUGCAGCCUGCAUUGCAGCGCGUUAGCUUACCGAUCCAAGCUACGUGACACUAUCGCGGGAUAAAGCCGUCAAAUUGACGACAUGUCGUGCACGGCCACAUGAGCCCCCUUUGAUGGGCAAGAGACAAUUUCUCGUCUUCUUCAUCUUCAUUUCUUUUCUCUCCCCCUUAAGGAACUGCAAUGUCCUCGGCCUUUGCGUGUGCGUGCAUGUGUGUUUUUGCGUGUGUGCUCGCGCGUGCGGUGCGUGCGUGCCACAAAAUAGUUUAGUCGGUUUUGAUGUCAAGCUCGGGACUAUACUGGCUUAUUAACGACACGUUUAUCAACAAUCAAAUGGUCGUCGUUAAAAUUUAUUGGUAGGCAUUAAAACAUGAACGGCCACUAUGUGAAACGUGGCCGCGCUCGUGGGCUGCCUGUCAACAAUGUCGAGACCCUCUUCUCUUCACCACUGCAGUCUCCCCUGAUCCCCAUUUUAGGAAAUGUCUUUGGGUCCUGUUGAAAACAGCGCUAACUAGAUUGUGCGCAUCCCGAUGUCCGCCGUCACAAUUCCUCUCUUUGUCUCCUGUCAACACCGCCCUCCUUGUAAAAAAACAAAUAAAUAAUAAAGAGUGUCAUAGGCCUAAUUGCCGAUAACGAGCGGCUAAAAAGAGGCUCUUGCACAUCUUAAGUUGCAAUAUUAUUCACUGCGGUGGUGGAUUUUUGAGCCGGGCAGAGAUUGAUGACACCGUCAAAUAGUGCCAAGCUCAGCUUCAUACGCAGGGUGCGCAUGUAUCUGCACUGCGUCUGCACAAAGAUCCUCCUUGAGCACUGCUCGCCAUGUUUUAGUCCCCGCACUUCAAGAAAAAAAACCACAGCUACCCACAGUAGUUGGAGUAGUCACUCGUUUACACGAAAGCGUCCGCUCGGAAAACUUCUUUAGUCCGAUUAAAGCGCAAGGCUGUCCCGCGGCAAGUGGCGCAUUGAUCCGCCGUGGAAAAUUUCGAGGGGUAAAUACAGUCACGUGACGCAGGGGCAGCCAAUGGGAGGCAGCGGAGCUCGGAGAAAUAAUUACCUGCCGUGAUUGUUCUAUGGGCAGAUAAAAAAAAAAGUACGCAUACAGGCCAUAUAAUAAUCGGAUGCAUGUAAACGAACCCGGGAAGCUUCGACAUGUCGACCACGGGGCCCAUUAGUAAUUAUUACGUGGACUCCCUGAUCAGCCACGACAGCGAUGAGGUCCUACACGCAGCCGCGGCGGCAGCGGCUACGGCGGCUGCGGCGGCGGCGGCGGCUGCGCGCUUCUCGGCAUCCGCCUCGCACCCUUCCGGCCCCGCACGUCCCUCGUCCCUGCAGGUCGCGGAUUGCUCAGGCGACUAUCCGUCGUGCAGUUUCGCCGCCAAACCGGCCGUGUUCCCCAGCUCGUGGGCACCCUCGCAGUCGUCGGUGCAGGUCUACCAUCAUCCGUACCAGGCUCACUUGGGCACAGCAGCGGACUCGCGCUACGUGCGCUCGUGGCUGGAGCCCAUUUCGGGCGCGGUGUCGUUUCACGGCUACCCGGGGCACGGCAGGCACUACGCCUUGAAGCCCGACGCCUUCUCGGAGCACAGAGCCGCCGCCGAUUGCCUGGCGAACACCGGGCGGACCUACACGGAUUAUCUUUACUGCUCAUCGUCGGAGGUGCGGGACAAGACGCAGCAGAGCCUCCCGUCGCCAGAAUCGGAGGUGCUGGCUGCGGGCAGGCAGAAAGACGAGAAACCCGAGCUCGACCCCAAUAACCCGGUGGCAAAUUGGAUCCACGCUCGCUCCACCAGGAAGAAGCGCUGCCCGUACACCAAGUACCAGACUUUGGAACUGGAGAAGGAAUUUUUAUUCAAUAUGUACCUCACCAGGGACCGCCGCUAUGAGGUAGCCCGAGUCCUCAACCUGACCGAGAGGCAGGUCAAAAUCUGGUUCCAGAACCGGCGGAUGAAGAUGAAGAAAAUGAACAAGGAGAAAAGCGACAGCAAGGAGCAAUAAUGUCCGAGCUUGACCAAGAUAUUGAACAGCACCCACGCAGCCAACAAAAUCCGCACCUCGUGAAAUGUAUCAUUUGCGAUCUCCAUUAACGGACUGACUCAUGCGGGUGUUUUUUCUAUGCAAAUCGCUGUCCUGGUCAUUUUUUAAAGAAAGGAAUGAAGACAAAGCAAUUUCAACUUUGACGAAGCAAUUUCAACAUUGACACUUAAAAAACGUUUUUUUUUUUUUUAUUAGGGCAAUGAUCAAAGUACAAUUUGGACACGUCGUAGCGCUCCAGAGUGAGAGAAUACUUGAAAAAAACUUCCGUAUUUCAAGUUGGAGGUGGAGUAUUUUGUACAGGUUUGAAACAUCUGCAAACAUUUGUUUGUCUUGUUUGUAUUUUUGUGAUAGUUGUUUUGUCUUUUUGCGACUGUAUUGAAAUGUAGAGUGUAGACGGAGAUCUACAAAUAUAUAUAUAAAAAAACGUAAUCACCCAAAUCAAUUGUGUUCUGUUUUGAUUAUCGGGAUCUUGCGUAUUUAAACAUUUAGAGGCUGGAAUAUACACAAACGCACGCACACACACACGCACACGCACACACACACACGCACACACUAUUA